AUGGCAUCAAAAUCCCAACACCCGGAGUUACCAUACACCUGGAGGCCGUCAGCUCGGGGCCUUCGCCAGCCAAACGACAGCUGUGCUGGUCACAAGACCGUUCGUUUGCAGGCCGACAUCAUUAUCCAUCGAUUGCGCACCCUCUCGAAUCUUCUGGAAGGAACAAAUAGCAGUCCGAACCAAAGCAUUUCAUCGUUAAAUGUCGCACGCGUCAGCCUAAUCCCGUACUUACGGAUAACCAAAGUCUUGCUAGUACAAUGCGUUUGUGGUCACACACCUACAAUGAAGUAUUUCAUUUUGGUCUUGGUUAUCGCCGCCUGCUUUGCAUUCGACAAAGAGUCGAUGCUAAAGCAUAAUAAAAUCGGCAAAGAACCAGUUGGAACGUUUGAAGUUACUUCAACAUGUGACGAAUGCAAGUCGCUAGUGCAUCGAUUCAAUGAAGCCGCUAAGGAUCCUAAAAAGUUGGCCGAGCUGAAGAUGUUGUUAAAUGUUUUAUGUCACGAGACUUCAUAUGUUGACGAGUGCAGAGUGUUUGUGUCGAAAUUGGACGUCAUUGUCAAGAAGCUUGAGCCUUACUUGAAGGAUGAGGAGCGCGUCUGCAAAAAGUUCCACAUGUGCUCCAACUCUCGUUUGGAGGCCUUCCAUCGAAUCGGACUGCUGUACGCUAAGAGAGGAAUGAACAAGGUCGAGGGAUUGAAGGACUUGGUCUGCGAUGAGUGCCAGUUUGCUGCCAAAGAACUGAAGGAACUUGUUGAGGACAAGGAAAGACAGCAAGCAAUUCGUGACUUCUUUUCGCAAAACAUCUGCAAACACAUGUCUCGUUAUCAGGGGAUGUGCGACAUGCUCGUCGAGCAAUUCCUUCCGGAAAUGUUCCAAGAGCUUGACUCGCUGUUACAGGAUCCCAAGAAGGCCUGUGCUGAUAUCGGUUUCUGCCCACGUGUCGGAGCUCCACGCAAAUUGACUCGACCCUAUGCUAAGACAUCGCUCCAUCCUGCCCAUGCCUUCUUUGGAGCUGCUAAGACGAUUGAAACCCCUGCUGGGAGUAUUUUGAUGAGUUGCUUGGAAUGCAAAGUGGCUGCCGAAGGAGCCAUCACUGGACUUGUUGAAGAUAGGUUCAAAAUCUCUGCCAGUAUCCAACAAUUCGCAUGCCACGAACUCCUUCCGUCUAACUUCACUGCAAGUUGUGAUGAUUUCGUCUCGCUGUAUCUCCCUACAGUACUCUACAUGACUUUUGAACAACCUACACCUGAAGGACUGUGUGAAAUGACUAAGUCAUGUGACUCGGCUUCCCUAUCCCGCAUGUCUAAGCUGUCCAAGACACAGAUACGUAACCUGAGUUGCAAAUCGUGCGCUGGUCUUCAGAAAUAUUUCAAGAAUAUGCUCGACCAACCAGUGACAUCCAGAUUCCAACUCUAUGCGAUCCGUGAGCUGAAGAGAUCCGUUUGCGACUAUCUCGGCGACUUUGCAAUUACUUGCGAUCGCUUCAUUGACCACAUCGUCCCUAGACUGUUUGUCCAAUUCUCCGAAAUCAAUAAGACGGUUGAUAUCUGCUCGAAGAUACACCCUGGAUGUUAG
Messenger RNA from Necator americanus (New World hookworm), 1575 nucleotides. RefSeq lists its product as uncharacterized. The record is from RefSeq and is a predicted model, not a curated record. Bases 1 to 1575 code for a protein of 524 amino acids. The transcript is spliced from 15 exons. NCBI's taxonomy places the organism in Eukaryota, Metazoa, Nematoda, Chromadorea, Rhabditida, Ancylostomatidae.